This is a messenger RNA of Hordeum vulgare subsp. vulgare (domesticated barley), 1295 nucleotides long. Its product is annotated as 30S ribosomal protein S5. Gene Ontology annotation, biological process: translation. NCBI's taxonomy places the organism in Eukaryota, Viridiplantae, Streptophyta, Magnoliopsida, Poales, Poaceae. The record is from RefSeq and is a predicted model, not a curated record. Bases 151 to 1131 code for a protein of 326 amino acids. Gene Ontology annotation, molecular function: structural constituent of ribosome; RNA binding. The transcript is spliced from 2 exons. Gene Ontology annotation, cellular component: mitochondrial small ribosomal subunit; ribosome.
CCUGGCCAGAUUCCUCUAGGAUUAAACAUCGGAUAACAGAAGAGGAUAAGCCGAGCAACUCCCACAUUGCCACCCCAGAGCACUUCUCUGCUCCUGCCCUCCCUCGCGGCCUCGCCUCGCCGGAGCACAUCACCCCAGGAACCUGUUAAAAUGGCGACCACCGCCACAGCCAUGGCGAUGGCCACUACCUCCACUGCCGCCCACGUUGUUCCCGCACUGUUCUCCUUCCUUCAACAGCGCCUCCGUCUCCGCCCCAAAGCCCGUAUCUCCACCUUCCACCGCCUCCUUCUCCCUGUCUCCAGGUUCUCCACCCGGGACGGUUCGGCCUCCUACCAAGAAGAGGAUGAGGAAGGAGAGGCGGAGGAUUCUGCGGAAGCCGCCUUCGGGGAUGAGGUGGGGGAGGAUGAGGACGACGAGAAGCCGCAGCCGGAGGAGGUGUCCUCUACGGAGUUUCAGUUCGCGGCACCACCGGAGGGAUACAUCGAGCCGGCGUCAUUCGACGAGUUGCCGCCGGAAUCACCAGAGGACGUGGCAGCAGCGUACGAGUCGCUCUACGGGCCGGCCUUCAGCGGCGAGUCGUUGAUGGGGAACAACGUGUUCGAGGUGAAAGUUGUGGAUCCCGUCGACAUGGACCGGGACCAGCGCCCCAACGACGAGUUCAGCGAGCGUGUCGUGCAAGUUAGCCGAGUCACCAAGGUCGUCAAGGGUGGGAGACAGCUCUCCUACCGUGCCCUUGUCGUGGUCGGCGACAUGAAGGGACACGUUGGUGUUGGCGUCGGCAAGGCCAAAGAAGUCUCAGAGGCCAUCACCAAGGCUGCCAUGAACGGCCGCCGCAAUCUCGUUACAGUGCCACUAACCAAGUACUGCACUUUCCCGCACAGAGCUGAGGCGAACUAUGGAGCAGCGAAGGUCAUGCUGAGGCCUGCUUGCCCUGGAUCUGGUGUCACUGCAGGUGGAGCUGUGAGGGUUGUGCUGGAGAUGGCUGGAGUUGAAAAUGCUCUUGGGAAGCAGCUGCGAAGCAAGAAUCCUCUCAACAAUGCAAGGGCUACCGUCAAGGCGACGCAGAUGAUGAGACAGUUCUCAGAUGUGGCUGCAGAGCGUGGACUUCCGAUGGAGGAGUUAUGGAAAUGAUGAAACAAAAUCAUUAAACUGCCUGACCGAAUUCUUAUCUUUUUUUCUACUGUAUUUCUUGAGUUCGUUUCCUGUUGUAUCUAUAUAUUGGGAUAAAUAGGGGUGCAAAUGGGGGUACCCUUUGGGGUACUGUGACCUCUGAAAAUUUAGUUCACUUGGUUGAA